Molecule: messenger RNA, 2189 nt
Organism: Impatiens glandulifera
Lineage: Eukaryota; Viridiplantae; Streptophyta; Magnoliopsida; Ericales; Balsaminaceae
Product: probable receptor-like protein kinase At3g17420
Exons: 5
Coding region: 476-1987 (503 amino acids)
Biological process (GO): protein phosphorylation
Molecular function (GO): ATP binding; protein kinase activity
Source: RefSeq, a predicted model, not a curated record
UAAGGAAUUAUUUAAAGACGAAGAAGAAGACGAAAGAAGAACAGAGUUACAGAGGUGGUGAUGAAAGAAAUCCAUGCUUCUCUUUUACAAAACUGCCAAAACAUUACCACCUACCAUUGUUGAAUGUUCAGUCCCUACUUUCAUCUUCUUCCUCCUCUUGCCCACCAUUUCUCAGACUUCCAUGUGCUUGCAGGUUCCUUCAGCUUCAAUUAAGGGUUUUCUUCUUCUUAUCUCUCUAAAACGAGAUAGAUAUUUAAGAGCUUUUCCUCUUACCCUCCGUUUCGCCAGUUGAACCAUACCCAGAAAGGAAAUGUGUUUGAAACUGACAAAUUUGUUGAUUUCAGUCUUUAUUACACUCAUUUUCAAAAGAUUUUGAAAAAAAAGAAGAAAAAACAGAUCUAGGGUUCUUUAUCUCUCUUCUCAUUCAGUAUCACCGGAAGCCGCUCUUCCUCAAUACGAACAAGAAAAAGAAAAGAUGUCGACAGAUCUGCAAACUGAAUUAUCAAAGAGAACCCAGAUUUUCAAUCUUAAGUUAUGGGUUUUGAUUGGAAUACUAAUCGGGUUGUUAACUAUACUCCUCCUUUUACUAAUAUCAGUUUGCCUUGCUUUAACGAAAAAAUCCAAACCUAGACUUCCAAUCAGUCAAAUCCCAGCUGAAUCCAAAGAAAUCAAAGAAAUAAGAAUCGAUCAAGCUUCAGCCAACAAUAAUCAUGAUUCCCGUUUCUCCCAUGGCGAUUCAGAUGCACAAGUGAAGAAGAAAAAUAUGAUGAUGAUGAUGAUGAACAAUGCAGAUAAUAAUAGCAGCCAUUCAGGCUGUUCCUCCAAUACUUUAGAAGAUGGUUCUUACUCAGGAGAAAAAGCUAUUGAAUUAUAUUACAAACCUUCAAGUCCUAUAACUGCUCCUUCCCCAUUAAACGGCUUACCUGAAUUCUCUCGAACCGGAUGGGGUCAUUGGUUCACUCUAAGAGAUCUCGAAAUCGCGACAAACCGAUUCUCAAAGGAAAAUGUCAUCGGAGAAGGAGGAUAUGGAAUUGUCUACCGUGGCCAUCUGAUAAACGGGACUCCUGUGGCAGUCAAGAAACUCCUUAACAAUCUGGGACAAGCAGAGAAGGAGUUUAAGGUUGAAGUCGAGGCCAUUGGUCAUGUUCGUCACAAGAACUUAGUUCGGCUUUUAGGAUACUGUAUAGAAGGAACACAAAGGAUGCUGGUUUACCAGUAUGUAAACAAUGGAAAUUUGGAACAAUGGCUUCAUGGUUCGACAGUUGAGAAACAGUAUCUAACCUGGGAGGCUCGUAUGAAGAUCAUACUGGGCACUGCUAAGGCGCUGGCAUAUCUGCACGAAGCAAUUGAACCGAAGGUGGUCCAUCGCGAUAUUAAGUCUAGCAACAUAUUGCUAGAUAGGGAUUUCAAUGCUAAAAUAUCUGAUUUCGGGCUUGCAAAAUUGCUUGGAGCUGGAAAGAGUCAUGUUGCAACAAGAGUAAUGGGUACAUUCGGGUAUGUAGCUCCAGAAUACGCAAACAGCGGGCUUUUGAAUGAGAAAAGCGACGUUUAUAGCUUUGGAGUGGUUAUUUUGGAAGCAAUCACGGGGAGGGAUCCAGUGGAUUAUAGUAGGCCAGAAUAUGAGGUAAAUAUGGUUGAGUGGCUGAAAACUAUGAUUGGUAGUAGAAGAACUGAAGAGGUUAUUGAUCCGAAGAUUGAGGAUAAACCAACGUCAAGUGGCUUGAAACGGGCUCUUUUGACCGCGUUGAGGUGUGUUGAUCCGGAUGCAGAGAAGAGACCAAAUAUGGGUCAAGUUGUUCGUAUGCUUGAAUCAGAGGAAUAUCCCUUACCAAGAAAGGAUAGAAGGCGGGGGCGAACAAAGGAGAAAACAGUAGAAGCGACUGAGGAGUCGACCGAGAGGGAAAACUCUGAUACGGACAAGAGUGAUGGCCCGGUUUUGAAAUCGGAGGACAGAAGCCAUCACCAUCACCACCGGACAGUCAUAUGAUUUGGUCCGGCAGCUUACAUUAUUCCAAAUUGUUUUUCUUAGUGCAAAAUUGGAUUUUCAAUUUUCUUUCUUUGUUUAUUUUAGUGAAUUUGAAAUUGAAAAUUAACUCACCAAGGAUUAGUGGUAUUCCAUGUAAAUAUAUAUGUUCGGAUUUUAACAUUUUUAGCUAUUUGAAUCAUUCAAAAAAAUCAGAUAUUUUAUU